UUUUUUUUUUGUUUGUUUCUCCCCCUCCUCGCCCAAAUUGUAGCGAGACCGAAUGUCGAUCACCGCUUCGGACUCGCGUGCUCUUCUCCCUCCAAUGGCUGACGGAUCGCAUCUGAACGAGGAUGGCAGCGAAAAGGAGCGCCGCGUAGCUGCCAACAACCCGGGGUACAAUGCCGCCUUCAAGUCGUACGUCGGCAACCACAUUGUGACGUCCAAGUACACCAUCCUCACGUUCAUUCCCGUCAACCUGUUUGAGCAAUUCCGCCGUGUUGCCAACGCCUAUUUCCUCUUCCUGCUCAUUCUCCAGCUGAUCCCGGCCAUUUCGGCGCUGAGCUGGGUGACCACGGCCAUCCCACUGAUCUUUGUGCUUGCUGUGACUGCCGUCAAGGAUGGCUUUGACGAUUUCAAGCGCCACAAGAGCGAUCACGGCGUCAACACCCGUCCUUCGCGUGUGCUUCGUAACAACGCGUGGAUUGAUGUCCAAUGGCACGAGGUGGUGGUUGGCGACAUUAUCGCCAUGAACGACGGUGAAUUUGUUGCGGCAGAUCUCUUCCUGUUGUCGACCAGCGAGCCGCAUGGCAUUUGCUACGUGGAGACGGCCGAGCUCGACGGCGAGACCAACCUCAAAAUCCGCCAGGCUAUUCCGGACACCAACCAUCUCGACGAAACGCACCACCUGAACGAGUUUGACGGCGUUGUGUUUUGCGAACCCCCGAACAACAAUUUGCAUCGCUUUGAUGGCGCCCUGACCUACAAGAACAAGCAGUUCCCGAUCGACAACGACAAGAUUUUGCUUCGCGGCUGCGUUGUUCGCAACACCAAGUGGAUUCAUGGCCUCGUGCUCUUUGCUGGCCACGACACCAAGUUGAUGCAAAACAGCGGUGGUGCUCGCUUCAAGCGCACCCACAUGGACAAGCUGAUGAACAACAUGGUCAUUACCAUCUUCUGCUUCCUGGCAACGCUGUGUUUGAUUGCUGCGAUUGGUAGCGGUAUCUGGACGACGCUGUAUGGCGGCGAUUUCCGCAUCUAUCUGCCGUGGGAAACUUUUACGAGCACCCCUGGUGUUAUUGGUGUUUUGAACUUUUUCUCGUUCAUCAUUCUGCUCAACACACUCGUCCCCAUUUCCCUGUACGUGUCCGUCGAAAUCAUCCGUCUCAUCCAGUCGUGGCUGAUUGACUGGGAUCGCGGCAUGUACUUCCCGGAGAACAACACCCCGGCUGCGGCUCGCUCGACCACGCUCACCGAAGAGCUCGGUCAGAUCCAGUACAUUUUCUCGGACAAGACGGGCACCCUCACUCGCAACGUCAUGAGCUUCCUCAAGUGCACGAUUGACGGCGUGUCUUAUGGCAAGGCCCUGACUGCCGCCAACGCUGGUGCUGCCGCCCGCUCUGACGGCAACGCCUCUGCUGCCGGUGCCCUGACCAGGGUGGACUUUAGCUGGAACGCGCUCGCCGACCAGGACUUUGAGUUUUUCGACGAAAGCCUCGUUAAGGAAUGCCGCGGUGGCAACCCUCGCGCUGCCGACUUUUUCCGCCUGCUCGCUAUUUGCCACACUGUUGUUCCCGAAGAAACCGAGGCUGGCGGCCUGGAGUACAAGGCCCAAUCCCCCGACGAAGCUGCCCUUGUGUCGGCUGCCAAGAACUUUGGCUUUGUCUUUAUGCGCCGCACCCCGACUCAGGUGGUCAUCUCCAUCCACGGCCAGGAAGAAACGUACGAUCUCCUCACCAUCAUCGAGUUCAACUCGGACCGCAAGCGCAUGUCCAUCGUGGUGCGCAUGCCCAACGGCAAGCUUCGUCUGUACUGCAAGGGCGCCGACUCUGUCAUUUACGCUCGACUUGGCCCCAACUCCUGCGAGGAUCUCAAGACAACGACAUCGCAGCACCUCGAAGUUUUUGCCAACGACGGUCUGCGCACGCUUUGCCUGGCUUACCGCGAUCUCGGCGAGGAAGAGUUUACGGCUUGGCAAAAGGAACACCACGAGGCCAGCAUCGCUCUGACGGAUCGCGAGGCCAGGAUUGGCGCGGUUGCCGAGCGCAUUGAAACCGAUUUGACGCUCAUUGGUGCUACUGCCAUUGAAGACAAGCUGCAAGAGGGUGUCCCGGAAGCCAUUGCCAACCUUGCUCGCGCGGACAUCAAGAUUUGGGUCUUGACGGGCGACAAGCAGGAGACGGCCAUCAACAUUGGUUUCUCGUGCCAGCUGCUCCGCACCGACAUGGAGCUUUGCAUUGUGAACGGCAAGGAGGAAAAAGACACGCUUGCCAGCCUCGAGCAGGCCAAGCGUGUUGCCGAAGUCAACCCCGACGUCGCGAAGGCGCUUGUCAUUGACGGCCACUCGCUGCAUCACGCGCUCGAGCCGCACAACAAGCUCAAGUUCCUCGAGGUGGCUUCCAAGAGUCGCGCGGUGAUUUGCUGCCGCGUCUCGCCGCUGCAAAAGGCGCUCGUCGUGACCCUGGUCAAGGAGCACAAGAAGGCCGUGACGUUGGCUAUUGGUGACGGUGCCAACGACGUGUCCAUGAUCCAGGCUGCUCACAUUGGUGUUGGUAUUUCGGGCAUGGAGGGUCGCCAGGCCGUCCUUGCCGCCGAUUUCUCGUUCGCGCAGUUCCGCUUCCUCGAGCGCCUGCUCCUGGUUCACGGUCGCUGGUCGUACAUGCGCAUGUGCAAGUUCAUGGCGUACUUUUUCUACAAGAACUUUGCCUUUACUCUCUGCCAGUUCUGGUAUGCCUUCUUUUCGGCCUUCUCUGCCACGACCUUGUACGAUGCCUGGAUGAUUACUUUCUACAAUGUCAUUUUCACCUCGCUUCCAGUGCUGAUGGUCGGCAUUUUCGAUCAGGAUGUGGACGAUAAGACUUCGUUGAAAUUCCCGCAACUGUACAUCCCCGGUCAGCGCAAUCUUUUGUUCAACAAGACCAAGUUUUGGCUGUCGUUGGCCAAGGGCAUCUGGACUUCGGUCGUGCUGUUCUUCUUUGCUCUUGGCAUCUUUUACGAUCAACUCUCACCCAGCGGCCGCACCAACAACGACCUCGUCUUCCUCGGCACUUGCGUCGCCGCGGUGCUCGUGCUGGUGGUCAACCUUGAAAUUGGAUUGAACACGUAUUCGUGGACGAUUGUGAACGCCGUUUUCGUGAUUGCAUCCAUCUUGUCCAUCUGGGCGUUCUACUUUAUUCUGUAUUCCGUCCCUGCGUUUGGCGAGACUGUCAUUGCCUACUACUGGGCCGUGUACCGAAUCAUUGCCUCUGGUGCAUUCUGGUUCUACCUGGGCCUGGGUGUCGCGACCAUCUUCCUGCCACUGCUUUCCAUGCGCUACUACCAAAUCACGUACAGACCAACGCCUGUUGACAUUGUGCGCGAGAUUCGGAAACUGGAUUCGACACGCGACCGUCAAAACCGCGACAGCAAAUCCUCCGACUCGCUCGAGCUCGGAGUUCGGGAGCCCACCAAGCCGUCGCCCCAGCCAGCACACCACGGCUUUGCCUUCUCCCAGGAGCCGGGUGGUGCCGACCUGAUCACCCCAGGUCCUCGUUGCUCAAUUGGCGAGGGCACUGGCAUGGGCAUCAAGAAGCCUGCUGCUCGCGAGUGACAAGACCGACUUCAGCAAGUCUCCAUUUUUGACUCUUGCAUUCUUUGUCUUGAACAAUUUGGUUGUUUUCCUGUUUCUUGCGGUGAUGUGCAUGUCCGAUUCUUCUGUGCGAUGCUUUGUCAUUUUUGUGUGUUUGUCAAGUUUAAGAAAGCUAU
This is a messenger RNA of Capsaspora owczarzaki ATCC 30864, 3732 nucleotides long. Its product is annotated as ATPase. Gene Ontology annotation, cellular component: plasma membrane. Gene Ontology annotation, molecular function: ATP binding; ATPase-coupled intramembrane lipid carrier activity; ATP hydrolysis activity. The coding region runs from base 53 to 3577 and encodes 1174 amino acids. The record is from RefSeq and is a predicted model, not a curated record. Lineage: Eukaryota; Filasterea; Ministeriida; Capsasporidae. Gene Ontology annotation, biological process: phospholipid translocation; Golgi organization. The transcript is spliced from 6 exons.